Messenger RNA from Arvicola amphibius (Eurasian water vole), 3581 nucleotides. RefSeq names its product glucagon receptor (gene Gcgr). The record is from RefSeq and is a predicted model, not a curated record. Gene Ontology annotation, cellular component: plasma membrane. Bases 1885 to 3327 code for a protein of 480 amino acids. The transcript has 16 exons. Gene Ontology annotation, biological process: cell surface receptor signaling pathway; adenylate cyclase-activating G protein-coupled receptor signaling pathway. NCBI's taxonomy places the organism in Eukaryota, Metazoa, Chordata, Mammalia, Rodentia, Cricetidae. Gene Ontology annotation, molecular function: glucagon receptor activity; peptide hormone binding.
ACAGGUCUUUGCCUUCUGGUCAUUGCCUGGAGCAAAAAACAGAGAGGGCGGAUCCGUGCAGAAUUUCUGAAACUGGUGUACGGAAGACAAGGAGCCCACGAUCUUCGCUCUUCCUGAGUGCUACUGCACAGGAGGAGGACUAGGUACCAGAUGGGGGUCGUCCUGCGGCGCCGACAGAAUACAAAGCAGGAACUGCCUCAGAGGCACUUGAGGGCUGACCGGCUCACCGGUGGAGGACCUAUAGCGUGGGGCGCAGGAUUCACUGUCCCCUAAAACAGAAACGGAGUCCUGGAAAAGGGUAGUAUCUGAAUAAAGAGUUUAUCCAAGGACCAGACGGGAGGUCUGGGAAGGGAGCCAGUAGAUGACAGAGAAGAGACCAAAUGUGUUCCAGAGGAAAUAAACACUUGCUGGAGGAGCCUUGGAUUCAUUGCCAGGUGAUCUUCAGGUAAGAGGUGCAGGAAAUGGUCCUCAGUAGUAAGUAGUAGUAGGAGUAGUCUGGGGACCGUGGAAAUAGUGAGGAGGGACAUCUCCACGAAAGCACGAGAAAGUGAGUGCCCAUCCUGAAAGCCACAGCCACACGGAGAACUUUCUAGAAAGCAACAUGACUUUCAGUGUUACAGGAUGUGGAGAAGCCAGAGAAGUGGAAGCCCAAAAGCACCCUUGGGAGUUUCUGACCCCAAGGUCACUGGGCAAGAGGGGAGUGCCCGGGCAGACGUGAGAUGAGGCCAUAAAAGGUGGCUCAGGGGUUCACAAGGGUGUGCAACGGAGUGGGAGAGAAUUUGCAGGGCUGAGUCUAGGGGGUGAAAGAUGAACCUGGGGCUCAGAACAUUUGACUCCUCAGUAAAGGAGGAACCGGAAGGGUGGGCGGACUCAGAUCCGGGUCAGGUCAAUGGAUUGCCAAAUGAGCGGUGCUGGAGGGGGCUUAUUGGACAGGACGAGUCCCUGAGGGCCACAGGGGAUGUAACCUGGCACGGGAUUAAGAGCCACUCUUAGGGGAUCCCCUUGUCUAAAACCUUCAAAGCAGCCCUUAUACCUUGACCUUCCCUACCUCCCUGCCCCCUCGCCCCCGCCUGUGAUUGAUGCACGUGUGACAGCGGCAAGAGUUUCACUCGGGAGCCAGAUGGGACUUAACGAGCUCAGACCCGCACCGGCCAGGUCAGGAUUCACUCGCGGAGGGUCCUGAAGUCCAGGGUGUGCAAGAUUGGAUCUUCAGGGUCGCGGUACACCAAGCGAGGGUCCUCGGAAGGGACCCGUGGGGUCGGAGUCCGGGUCAGGACCUGCGCAAGGCUCUGUGUGCCAGAGGGGAGGGGAAGCGGUGCGCGCGGUGCGCGCGGUGCACAUCCGCAAAGCGAGCGCGCAGGGGAGAGACCGUCGGGGUCACACCGGGAGGGUUGAGGGCUCGCAACAGGUCCGCUGCGCUAAGGCGCAGGGCGCGGACCCUCGGCUCUCCCCGUCCCCUGCCGACCGCCCCCGUCCCCACUCCCUCCCCCUUCGCUGCCGCCGCCGCCCAACGUCGCCGCCGGAAAGUUUGCUAGCGGCUGGCACGGCGGCGCCAACCCCGAUCGGAGACGAGUGGCUGCCAGCUCCCAGACCUGAGCGAGCUCGAGGACCGCGAGACGCCCAGCCCUAGCCCGAGCCACGGAGCACAGGUCACUGGGGGACCCCAGCAGCUCUGAGGUGGGGACCAGACAUAGUGGGUAAAGGCCCAGUUUCUGGCUUCUCCACACCGAGCCCACUAGUGACCUGGGCAGCAGAUGGGACAAUUUGAUCCAAAUCAGGACAGUAAGGCUACUUGGUGAUCCUGGAGCCUGAGGAGGGGUGUCCACACCCCAAGGACCCAGACGUGCAACCCCUGCCAGAUGUGGGGGGUGGCUACCCAAGGGCAUGCCUCGCACCCUGCUCCACAGUCCCCACCUGCUGCUCCUGCUGCUGUCAUGUCUGCCGAAAGCACCCUCUGCCCAGGUGAUGAACUUCUUGUUUGAGAAGUGGAAGCUUUAUGGUGAUCAGUGCCACUACAACCUGAGCCUACUGCCCCCACCUACCGAGCUGGUUUGUAAUAGAACCUUCGACAAGUACUCCUGCUGGCCUGACACCCUGCCCAAUACCACAGCUAACAUCUCCUGCCCCUGGUACCUACCUUGGUACCACAAAGUGCAGCACCGCCUGGUGUUCAAGAGGUGCGGGCCUGACGGGCAGUGGGUGCGAGGGCCGCGGGGGCAGCCAUGGCGCAACGCCUCCCAGUGCCAGAUGGACGACAAAGAGAUCGAGGUCCAGAAGGAAGAGGCCAAGAUGUAUAGCAGAUACCAGGUGAUGUACACUGUGGGCUACAGUCUGUCCCUAGGGGCCCUGCUUCUUGCCCUGGUCAUCCUGCUGGGCCUCAGGAAGAUGCACUGCACCCGAAACUAUAUCCACGGGAACCUGUUUGCGUCCUUUGUACUCAAGGCUGGCUCUGUGCUGGUCACUGAUUGGCUGCUCAAGACACGCUACAGCCAGACGAUUGGAGAUGUCCUCAGCGUGAGCAUCUGGCUCAGCGAUGGGGCGGUGGCUGGCUGCCGAGUGGCCACGGUGAUCACGCAAUACGGCAUCAUAGCCAACUAUUGCUGGCUGCUGGUAGAGGGUGUGUAUCUGUACAGCUUGCUGAGCCUUGCCACCUUCCAAGAGAAGAGCUUCUUUUCCCUCUACCUGGGCAUUGGCUGGGCUGCUGUUCCCACAGGAGCGCCCCUGCUGUUUGUCAUCCCCUGGGUGGUGGUCAAGUGUCUGUUUGAGAAUGUCCAGUGCUGGACCAGCAAUGACAACAUGGGCUUCUGGUGGAUCCUGCGGAUCCCUGUCUUCCUGGCCAUAUUGAUCAAUUUCUUCAUCUUUGUCCGCAUCGUUCACCUUCUUGUGGCCAAGCUGCGUGCCCGGCAGAUGCACUAUGCUGACUACAAGUUCCGGCUAGCCAGGUCCACGCUGACCCUCAUCCCUCUGCUGGGGGUCCAUGAGGUGGUCUUUGCCUUUGUGACUGACGAGCACGCCCAGGGAGCCCUCCGCUCCAUCAAGCUCUUUUUCGACCUCUUCUUCAGUUCCUUCCAGGGUCUGCUGGUGGCUGUCCUCUACUGUUUCCUCAACAAGGAGGUGCAGGCAGAGCUACUGAGGCGUUGGAGGAGAUGGCGAGAAGGCAAAGCCCUUAAGGAGGAACAGAUGGCUAGCUGCCGUGGCAACCACACGGCCCCAGCAGGGUCUAGCCACGGUGAACCCAGUGAGAAACUUCAGCUCGUGAGUGCAAGCAGCUGCAACGGGACUUCCUUCGCCAGCAGUCUCUCAGGGAUGACUGACAGCCCCACCUGAAGCCCCACGGGAGCCCAGCCAGGCUGGAUUCAGAAAGGGCCUUACAGGACAACUCAGAACCAGACGCCUGGCCAAGGCUGGAGAGACAACGCAGCCAGACAGCAGAUUGCGGCUGUCCUGACCCUGGCAUAGGCCACCUGAUGGAGUGGGGGUUGAAUGUGAUAGAGGAGUUAUGCUAUGAACUGUGGUGUUCCCGUGUGCUGGCAUGUCCCAUGUGCCCAAUGUAUGUCCUUCAAUAAAGAGGUCGAGGAGUA